This is a messenger RNA of Myotis myotis, 2555 nucleotides long. It is a transcript of the gene FAM133B, whose product is annotated as family with sequence similarity 133 member B. The coding region runs from base 6 to 1043 and encodes 345 amino acids. The record is from RefSeq and is a predicted model, not a curated record. The transcript is spliced from 12 exons. Lineage: Eukaryota; Metazoa; Chordata; Mammalia; Chiroptera; Vespertilionidae.
CUGGAAUGGGUGACCGCCGGCGCUGGCCUCUCCUCCGCGCCGACAGGUGGCGCUGUGGCCAGACGCGGCCGUACGGUCCGCGCGGCGCCGCUCUCUGGGCGGGGUGGGGCAUCGACAGAAGGUCCCGUGAGCGCCCGCUUCGGCCGCUCCGCUGGCCUGGUCUCUCUCGGCGUCUCACGGUCCGCUCAGCCCAGCACCAUGGGGAAGCGGGACAACCGGGUGCAGUUUUAGGUUCACAGCAAGAUGGAGCAGAAAGUAGAGUUCCAUAUACUCCCUGUGCCAACAUGUACACAGCCUCCCCCAUUAUCAACAUCCUGCUCCAGGCCUAUAUGAACCCAAUAGCAAUGGCCAGAUCAAGGGGUCCAGUCCAGUCUUCAGGGCCAACAAUCCAAGAUUAUCUGAAUCGACCAAGGCCUACAUGGGAAGAAGUGAAAGAACAACUAGAAAAGAAAAAGAAAGGCUCCAAGGCAUUGGCUGAAUUUGAAGAAAAAAUGAAUGAGAACUGGAAGAAAGAACUAGAAAAACACAGGGAGAAAUUAUUAAGUGGAAGUGAGAGCUCAUCCAAAAAAAGACAGAGAAAGAAAAAAGAAAAGAAGAAAUCUGGUAGGUAUUCAUCUUCUUCUUCAUCAAGCUCUGAUUCUUCCAGCAGUUCUUCAGAUUCUGAAGAUGAGGAUAAGAAACAAGGAAAAAGGAAAAAGAAAAAGAAGAACCGUUCACAUAAAUCUUCUGAAAGCUCCAUGUCAGAGACUGAAUCAGACAGUAAGGAUAGUUUAAAAAAGAAAAAGAAGUCAAAGGAUGCAAGUGAGAAAGAAAAGGACAUUAAGGGACUCAGCAAAAAGAGAAAGAUGUAUCCUGAAGAUAAACCUUUAUCAUCUGAGUCUUUGUCAGAGUCAGAUUAUAUUGAGGAGGUACGGGCAAAAAAGAAGAAAAGCAGUGAAGACAGAGAAAAAACAACAGAAAAGACAAAGAAGAAAAAGAAGCAUAAGAAACACAGUAAGAAAAAGAAAAAGAAGGCUGCUAGUUCAAGUCCUGACUCACCAUGAAAGGCAAAAUCAGGAUUCCCUUAUAAAGAAAGUGCAAUGUCUGAGGAGAUCUCAACUGUGAAAAUAAUGGCAUAUUUACUAAAAUGCAUGACCUUUGUUGUUUCUAGAAUUAUUCCUGGAUUGUUAGGUAGCCACUCACAUGCCGCUGUGUGAAAGGGCCAUAAGAGUUGCCUGCUCCUUGAACAUCUGUCUUUGUUCUCUUCCAUUGCUUAAUAACUCUGGGAGAUAAUGCACUGCAGUUGUACUAGUGGUUGAUAUUUGGGAAUAAAGUUAAUAUUUUUGACUAGAAGUAUCUAAUGAUAAAUCAACAGACAUUGAGUCUGGAUACAUCAUUAAGGUAUAAACAGAAAUGACCAGAUGACUCUAGUUAAUGUUUUUGAAGUAGGGAUUACAUUGAUAUUUUAAAAUCCUUACUCUGUAGAUAAGUGUAUUUUAAUGUUUUCCCCUUGUAUACUUUUAUUUACUUGGGGAAGGAGCUUUUAAGGGUGGGGGGUGGUUUGCUAUUUCUUUAGCUAGCAGAAUAGCGUGCCUUUUAUCCUCACACAUCCUAUUUUUGCGGACACAGUAGCCAUGCUUCAUGAGGAGGAUAGAGCUGGGUAUGGCAGUCUUGCGCUUUACUGAGCUUAGUAACAUCCUUGGUCUGUCAUAUGCUGCUUUGAGUGAAUCAGAGAAGCAGCCUUUUGCAGCACGAGAAAGCCCCAGAAGCUCUGGAAUUUACCUCCACUUCAAUAAUACUGAAUGAUUUUUAUUAUUAGAAUGUAUUGUAACAUUUGGAUUAAUUUUGACUACACUUUGGCUUUGGGAAGGAGUCAUUUCCAAUACACACUGGUACUUUUUGAACUUGAUAGCUAAAGAUUCUAAAAUGCAUGUUUUAUACUGUUAAGUUUUAACCAGUCAGGAAUAUUUUAUGUAACCAGUGAUAGCUAUUUUUUGUAUGAAUUUUGGUUAGGCUGUAAAGUUUAGCUUUUAUCAACUUUUUAUUCUUGCUAUCUUUAAUUCCUUACUGCAUUUAAUGGCAUUCUUGCCAAAAUAUUAGCAUGUGAAAAGCAGAAUUUAGAUUUGGUUUGGUUGGUUUUGUGUGUAACAGCUUCAUAUUGAAGCUGAGACUUACCAUAUACAAGUUGAGUGGCAGGCCUGGUAAUGCUGUGUCUUGUUACAUAAAGCUCUUGCCAGAAUCUUAGUAAAUAUAAUGUUUUAAAAGUUUGUCUUUGUAUAUUCAUAAAAAAUAUGACAAGUUAAACUUAAGUGAGAAUUACAUUAUUGCUCUUUCUGUGUCAUUUUACUAAGAUUUUGUGCCUCGUAACUCCUGCUGAAUUGUUUACUAGUUAUGUUAAAAGGAACUGAUAAAGUCAUUUUCACUUUACAUUUUUAUAUAAUCGGGUAAUAUGAAAUAUAAUUUGAUGUAUAAUUUUGCCUGUGUGCUAAUUACAGUGGUAUAUGCACAAAACAUUUUGGCAUGACAAGAGGCUGAAUAAAUAGCUAUUUUACUUAAAAAUAGCCUUGUUCUAUCAG